ACUACUUCUUAGACAAGAAAAAUUACUAAAGUUACAAGUAUUUACUGCGUUCUGCAUGAUUCGUCGUCACAUUUGGACUGGAGAAAAUUAUGGAUUAUUCCGAAAAUGUUCGUUCCGAAGAAUUUUUAAUUUUGCAUUUCUUGGAGCAUCAAUUUUGUUACUUUACAAUUUCAUGAAGCCAAACACGAGUAAAGCCAUUUUCAAUGCAUUUCGAGAAUGUGCAUAUCCCAAGCUGCUGCCACUAAGGGGACAAUACAAAGAGUUCUGGUUCUCUUUUACCAACAUCACCAAGCAAUGCGAUGGUCUUCAAGAAUAUAAAGCAUUGGAUAUUCGUCCAACACCCAAUCGGGAUGAGAUCAAAUACGUAGUGUUUCCUAACAAGAACGAACUGUUGACGAUGGUAACUUUAGGAAUCGGUCACGACAUUAAAGCAGAGUUAAAAUUAAAAGAAUUAUAUCCAAAUAUUGACUUUCACGGAUCAGAUCCAUCAAACGCUAUUAAUAAAGAUUUAUAUGAAAAUAAACUUGGAGGAAAGUAUUACCAGUAUGCUGUUAGUGGAGAAAAUGGAAUGAAAAAUUCUCGUGUUUAUCGGGAGAAGUAUAAAGAAGAGAUAACCGAACACGUUGGAGCUGAAUACUUUUUGAAGAAUUUUAUACGAAAAAGCAGAAUUGAUAUUCUCUGGAUUGAUAUUGAAGGAAAUGAAUUUUCAUUUCUUGAUCAAGUCCAUAAUGGCGGAACUAUUGACAAGGAAGGAAUAAAAAUAUGUCAGAUGAAUGUAGAGAUGCACAAAGACCUUUUGGAGAAAGCGGACGGAGAAAUGGAAAAGUUCCAUGAUUUUAUUUUCAAGAUGCUCGAAGACGGGAAAUACAUAUCAAUGAAGCCGUACUUUGUCGAAGUUUUGAAAUAUCGAUUUAUUCGACUAUUCCUUGUUAAUGUAGGAGACAAUGAGUGUACUGACUUAUUUAUAAAACAAUGAUUCAAUAAACGUUGGAGUUUGAAA
Molecule: messenger RNA, 1000 nt
Organism: Caenorhabditis elegans
Lineage: Eukaryota; Metazoa; Nematoda; Chromadorea; Rhabditida; Rhabditidae
Gene: C13A2.9
Product: Methyltransferase FkbM domain-containing protein
Exons: 6
Coding region: 56-976 (306 amino acids)
Source: RefSeq, marked reviewed